Messenger RNA from Mesorhabditis belari, 1023 nucleotides. The record is from the annotation of a GenBank genome assembly. Lineage: Eukaryota; Metazoa; Nematoda; Chromadorea; Rhabditida; Rhabditidae.
AUGUUAAUCGAAAAAAACAACAACAACAACAACAAUCCUUUCUACCAUCCAUUAAUGUUAAAAAUGAAUCUAAAAUUUGAAGCUGAUGAAGAUUUUGGAAAUAAUUCUCCAUCGGACGGAUCUGUUGAGGAGAAGGAUUUGAAGAGACCGGAUCUAAAAGGUACUUAUCCAUGCUCACUUUGCUCAAAAGUUUUCUGUCAUUCAUCGUCACUUUCUCGUCAUCGAAUGCAGAUCCAUUUCUCGCACUAUCACUGUACAAUUUGCAACAAAGAAAUCAAAAUAAUCGGGGCUCGGAUAAGAUUUCCAAAUUGUGACCAUCAAGAAUUGGAUAAACAAAUGGGUAUUCUGACAAAAGAAUCAAACCAUCGGCCCGUCGCUUUUGAUCAAUCGACUAGCCAGUUGAGCCGAACGAAAGAGAUCUCACAGCUAAUCCCUACUGAAACUCGAAGAUACUCGUUUUGCCGAGAACCGUAUUAUCUAGAUAGAUUGCCAGAAAUUCUGAAAACUCAAAUCAAAUCCAUUUGGGCCUUGUACCGAAACGGGGAAAAUUGUGAGAUGGAAGUGGCGAGAACAAGAAAUCUUGUCUCUUCAUUGUCCACAAAAGCCCGAAUGUCUCUUUUCGGGAAUUUGUCUGCACCAUGUCGCCCACCACCAAUUCUUGCAAAUUUACCAAGAAAGACUCAGCGCAAAAUUGCGGCCCUUUGGCGCUCGAGAGACCCAAACAAAGGUUGUGGUUGGCAGAAACAAAAAACCAGAUUUAUUCUCUUGAAUCUUUCAUCAAAACAUCGCCCACCCCCUUUCCGGUGUGAGAUGCCACAUUUUGUGCAUAGAUUGGAAUCUACACUACAAAGAGCAAUCCAGCGGAUCUGGCUUGGUUAUCGCGAGGGUGCACCCUGUCAUGAUCAAAUUGAUCGUCAAUUAUCUCUUCUUCAAUCAAAUGAGAUUUCUCUUGGAUCAUUCCGAUAUCCACCACCAGAAGCAUUCAAACGAAUUGACCGCCUCAAAAAGUUUCGCCAUGAAAAA